Molecule: messenger RNA, 1086 nt
Organism: Pectinophora gossypiella (pink bollworm)
Lineage: Eukaryota; Metazoa; Arthropoda; Insecta; Lepidoptera; Gelechiidae
Exons: 1
Coding region: 1-1086 (361 amino acids)
Source: RefSeq, a predicted model, not a curated record
AUGACGACGUGCUGUAGCUGCAAGUUAGUGGCCAACGAACUUCUUGCGUUCUUACAGUGCAAAAUUCAGGUGAUGGACGAAGUGAGUCUUCUACAAAUCUGUGAAACUAACUUCUCGGAAGCGGAAAUCGAUAAGGCGAAGAAUAUUAUUUUUGAGUUUACCGGUCAUCGGUACAUGAAUAGGAAAGGAGACGCGAAGAAUAAAAGAAACCUUCAAGACAUUUUAAGACUGCUGCACGAAACUGAUCCGGAUUUACUUCCCAGCUUUGUAGCAAAGGACCUGAAUCGUCUUCCCCCGAUUACUUUCGAUCACGUGGAUGUGACCUCACUGCUGAAGGAUAUUCUUGUUCUCAAACAGAGUGUCUCAGCUAUCAGAAGCGACUUCGUACAGAGGCCGGAAGUGGUUGAGGUAAAGGAAUUACUAGCGGAAUUUCGACAGGAAUUAGAUCAACUACGGGCGCCGCACGAGAUUAUAAAAUAUAAGAAAAUCGCUGGUGAAUCCGUAGCUAAAAGUUAUAAGCAGGUAGCCUCGCAAAAAAUAGGUACACAAAGUGCGAAUUGUGGUACUCAGGCAGUGUGCGCAGAUGCACGUGCGCCCUCCCUACCACUACCGCCUGCUCGACUGAGCCGCACAUCGCUGGACCAAACACUCCAACGCGAGGAGCGACCAUUGAACUGUGCAAGGUCUGAUGAUAAUUUUGACACCUCUUUGGAGAAAAGUUUUAAAACGGUGGUAAAUGGGAAAAAGCGUCGCAAGGCAAAGAAAAACAUCUCUAAUAAGAAAGGUACAGCUAUAAUAGCUUCCAGUAAAAUUAGGAUUGCACCGAGGCUCUCAUAUAUUUACGCAUCGCGCUUCCAUGAGGAUACGACAGAGAAGGAUAUUUCUGAGUUUGUGUCUGAAAGUGGACAUCAUACCCAAAAAGUUGAGAAGUUACCUCAGUUUAGGAGGACAUCCUUCGCAUCCUUCAAGUUAACUAUUCUACAGGAACAAGAGGCUACAUUCCUCAGUGAAAGUUUUUGGCCCAGUGGAGUAGAAUACAGAAAGUAUAUAUACAGAGGACCCAAGUCUAGUACCCCUGCUAAAUAA